This is a messenger RNA of Punctularia strigosozonata HHB-11173 SS5, 3618 nucleotides long. RefSeq names its product WD40 repeat-like protein. Gene Ontology annotation, cellular component: t-UTP complex; 90S preribosome; small-subunit processome. Gene Ontology annotation, molecular function: RNA binding; protein binding. Gene Ontology annotation, biological process: maturation of SSU-rRNA from tricistronic rRNA transcript (SSU-rRNA, 5.8S rRNA, LSU-rRNA). The transcript is spliced from 6 exons. Lineage: Eukaryota; Fungi; Basidiomycota; Agaricomycetes; Corticiales; Punctulariaceae. The record is from RefSeq and is a predicted model, not a curated record. The coding region runs from base 38 to 2647 and encodes 869 amino acids.
GCCUCGGGCUGCUCAAGUUACUGGAGUCUCAACAAAAAUGGGAGACACAAGCGCACCUACGCCAAUAUCUGUGCACAGAUGCCGCUUCGUCGACUUCCAGCCUGCUGCAAUCACGGCGCUCAGCUUCGCACCGCUUCCUCUGCCUGCGCCCAGUGCGAAAGGCAAAGAGAAGGCGUCUGCACCACGAUGGAGGGAGAGAUAUCACUUCGGGACUCUAGUCGUGGGCCGCGCGAAUGGUGAUAUUGAGCUGUGCGAAUGGACGGGGGAUCAACAGGUUGAGACGCCGCAGGCAUGGGUAGUGAGGAAGACUUUCCCUGGUCCUCGACCGUCCAAGGUGGAUUCGCUUGCACUUGCAUUACGCUACCCGGAACGCGCGAAACCUGAAGAUGUGCCCACCACAUCCGAGCUGAGGUUAUUCACCGCUGGAGGGGGAACAGACGUGAUCGAAUGGGACAUGAGCUCGGGUAGCAUUUUGCGGACUAUGUCCUCGCAAGGGGGAACCAUCUGGUCCAUGGCCGUCAAUCCUGGUUCUACAAUGCUUGCCUUGGGAUGCGAAGACGGUGCCAUCCGUAUUCUAUCGCUUGAACUUGGCUCCUUACAGCACCAUCGGCGACUCGACCGCGUGAAAACUCGCAUACUCAGCCUUGCAUGGGGUCCACCCAUCGUAAAACGGAACAGCGUAAACGGCUCCGACAGUGAUGAUGAAGAGGAGGAGGAUGAAUGGGCAGACGAGUGGCUCGUUGCGGGUGGGUCUGAUAGUAGCUUGCGGAAAUGGGACCUUGCCUCCGGUCGUGUGGUAGACAGGAUGGGCACAGACAAGAUCAAGGGAGAGCGGACGCUGGUGUGGGCCGUGCAAACGCUCGGGGACGGAACCAUUAUAUCUGGGGACUCUAUGGGCAUGGUCAAAUUUUGGGACUCGAGGACAUGCACGCAACUACAGAGUUUCCCUGCUCAUGGGGCGGACGUGCUCUGUAUGGCUAUCAGCCCUGAGGGCAGCACCGUCUAUACAUCAGGUGUAGACCAGAAAAUCGCUCAGUUCUCCUUAGUCAGGACCGCCUCAACCGGCUCAUCGUUCCUGCACCAGCCUCAAAAAUGGGUUCACACAGUUUCUCGCCGCCUUCACUCUCACGAUGUACGCGCGCUCGCCAUCUGGCCGCCAUAUACCCUCGUACCGCCGUCGCAUCGCCCCGUGUACCCUGUCGGCGUCGCGCCAGUUCUUGUCUCCGGUGGUCUCGAUAUGAACAUGGUACUCACACCUGCCGCCUCGGCGCCGAGCACGUCUGUGGCGAAGAUCAUCAAUCCGUUGUCUACGAGCGUGACGGCGACGUUCGAAGACGCGUAUCAUCGAAGGUUGGCGUACUCCGCUCGGACCGUUUGCGUGGCAAGGCUGGCCAGGCUGGUUGUUUCUGCUAGCGAGUCCGGAGUAUCCAUCUGGAGAGUUCAUCCUCAAAAUUCAACUAGCGAGGAAGAUCCUGCGUAUCUCGAUGGCUUCGACCCUGAAGGCCAGCGCGGUGGCUGGGAAAAGAUUUUGGAGAUGGAAUUGGCCUUUACCACUAACAUCGUGGCAUGCGGGAUUUCGCAAGAUGGUCGAUGGAUCGUUGUGUCCGAUCAUUACGAGACGAAGCUCUUCGCGCUCCAUUCUACAGACGACGGCACCCUCAAACCGAAGCGCGUCCGCGACUUUGCUGCCAUUCUUGUCGAGUCUUUGCCUUCGACGUCGAGAGCUGCACCUUCUACUGGUGGAACGGCGUUUGUGUUCACGCCCGACUCGCUGAAGCUCGUCAUGUCGACAACGAGCGCAUAUAUUUUGAUCAUCGAUUUGUCGUCCGAACGGCCUCGGGUUGUGCGACGAUUCGAACAGCACAGGAUGGAGCACGUUGGCAUAGGGAAAGCCGCGAGGACCAAACAGGGUGGGCACGAGGCUGCUAUGGACGUCGAUGGAGAAGGCUCGGAGGACGAUGAAGAGGAACAGAUUCCGUCAGGCGACGAUGCUGUCGGGAUCAGUGUCUCGAGGAUGUGUGUUAGCACGGACGGGCAGUGGCUUGCCACCACGGAUGACCGGUGUCGCACUUACAUAUUCAACCUGGAUUCCAUACAACACCAUUCUGUGGUCCCAACAAUGCCCCAACCCAUACACGCUAUGGCAUUCAACCCCUCUGCAUCAAGAACAACAACUCUGAUCAUGGCGCUCGCCAAUAACACGAUACAAAUCUACGAUGUGGACGCGCGCGAGUUCCCCAACUGGGCCCGCGAGCUGAGCGCCUCCCUCCCGAAACGCUUUACGGGCAUUCACGACUCCGUCAUCGGCGUUACCUUUGACCCUGCGUCCGCUUCUACGGAGGGUGCGGUCGCGCUGUUCUGGGGCGCGACGUGGAUAUGCAAGGUCCAGCUGGACCGCCCGGCCGGCUGGGGCGGAUUCUCCAGGAAACGAAGGAGAGCACAAAAAGGAGGAGCAAACGAGGCUGGCAUGGUCAUCGCCGACAUCUCCCAGCAGCAGCAGAACUUCAAGGUGGUGACGCAUUACAGGCCGAUAUUGGCGCUUGACUUCUUUGGGCCGCGGGAGAUGGUCGUGGUGGAACGUCCGUUAGUGGAUGUUCUGGCGAGGCUCCCCCCUGCGUAUUUCAGACCAAAGUAUGGUCGGUCAUAGUGGACCUAUGUAACAGCAACUACAUAAAGAUGCAUGAAUCACUUCGUGAGAGACCUUUGAGAUCACGUGGGAUCGUGUGAUGCAGUGAAACGUUCGCGUCUGCGGGCGUUCUGCAUUCACUCGCGUCCCCCUUCUUUGUGCGCACGAACCGUGGGCUGGCGCUUCUCUGGAAAGUCUGCCCGACGACAGCGACGAUGAGCUCAGAUGGAUACUUUGACGAUGAUCUUGACUCAGCGAUCCUCAGGGAGGUCGAUAUCUUGGAAGCCCAGGCCAUGCAGGCCGCGCCCGUCCAGAAUGCUGCUGCGACCUCCCGUCCCAUCGCCCCCGCGCAUGCGCCUCGCCAACAGGACGUUAUUGAGUUAGACUCUGACGACGUGGAUAUGUCGUUUUACGUGGACUCGGCCGAUCUAGAGAGACUGGACGCUAUCGUGGAAGACGCGUACCGAGGCAAAGCACCACCAGCCGCCCGGCCAAGCUUUUCGCGCACGAAUUCUCGGAACGCCGUCCAGACGACCUUAGAUGGUGGCGUUGCCACGUCUUCUACCUUUAAAGCGCCCAGCUCUGUGAACGCAGGGCCUUCCCGAUCUCGCUUGAACCAGCGGAACAACUUUGGUGUCAGCCAUGAAUCACGGAAGGUCAAGACAUGGGACCACAGCAGGUUCGCGAAGAUGGGAUGGAAGAGAUGGAAAUCCGAGGAGGGGCAGGAUAAGGGGAGAGGGAAGGGGAAAGGAAAGAGCGAUGCUUCCGCCGACAAUGACAGGGAAGACGAAGAGGCUAUCGACGAGGAGGAUAUCGAAUUCGAACAGUUCCCUGCCCCGUUUGUUCCAGAAGGCCCCAUACCACCUAUGAAACUCAGCCCCGAGAUCAGUGAAGCCCAGACAUGGGUGUAUCCAUUGAACCGACCUAAGCGUGACUACCAAUUCAACAUCGUCCAGCACUGCUUAUUCGAGAACACGCUCGUCGCGUUGCCG